GUUAGAGGGUUUGUAACAGUUCUCCUUACUAUUUCGUGUCCGUUGCUUCAUAACUCUGUUCUCUACUAGCACAGGAGUGACUACUGCCUCCAUUGCUCUCUUCAUUCACUCUUCACUCUGAUCGAUACAACCACCCACACCCUGAUUCUUAAGCCACUCCGUAGAUCUAAGGCCCAACUUACCUCUCUCGAACUUCGGCUUCAGUUAAGCAUUCUCUUCGUUUUAUGCUUUUUAUAUCAUUUUAGUACGACUAUUUUUUUGUUUGCUUUGCUGAUGCGUGAAUCCACUUGCUUGUUAGGAUCUAACCAUACUGAAGUUGAGUGAAGUGAUUUUAACUUACUGGACCUUUUGUUGCGGUUUGAUUUUUCUCCAUUUGCAUGUCACUAGACUGGCAAGUGUAGUUUGAGAGAUGAAGCUUUCUUUAUGCUUUUGUUGUUUGUCUCGGGCUUUACGCCUUUAGUUAUCUGCUUUAUGAUUGAGUUAGAGAUGAGGUGAUGAGAUGAACUUAGCAUUCAAUAUGGACUGGUUUUUCUUUUGUUACGAGUUAGGGUGUGAGUAGUUUGUGUGACUGUUCAACUUGAAUGAUUCAAGUUCCAUCUUUUCCUGUUUAUUUAGCACUAUAUUGAGCAUUUGAGCUUAAUAUGCUAGAGAAUGAAAAAGUGUUGAUUAGAAAUUUGUUCAAUUUCUUGGUUAGGUGAUUUAUAGCUUUCACCUCAUACAGAUAUGUACGUAGUAUAUGAAUAACUAUUUGGAUCAUCUCUCAGGCUUGAUCCGAAGUGACAGAAAAUGGCCGCGAUGGAUGUUCAAAAUCGCUGUCUUGGAGAAGCAACAUGUGGGUCAUUGUUGCAGCAACUGCAGGAAAUAUGGGAUGAGGUUGGCGAAAGUGAUGAAGAGCGGGACAGGAAGCUUCUCCAGUUGCAGCAAGAAUGUUUGGCUGUUUACAAGAGAAAGGUUGACCAGGCUAUGAAUACAAGGGCUCAACUCCUUCAGGCACUAGCAGAUGCCACCGCGGAACUUACAAAGCUUGAAUCAGCACUUGGGGAGAAUUCAUCUGUUGGAAUUCCAGAGAAGACAUCAGGAACAAUCAAGGAACAACUUUUGUCUAUAAAUCCUGCACUAGAAAAGUUAUGGGUGCUGAAAGAGGAGAGGGAAAAUGAGUUCUUUGAUGUGCAAUCACAAAUACAGAAGUUAUCCAAUGAGAUUUCUGGGGCCAGUGGCCAGAUGGCAAGUCCAACAGUGGAUAAGUCUGAUAUAUCCCUGAGAAGAUUAGAUGAGUUGCAUGCUCAGCUCCAAGAACUUCAAAAUGAAAAGAGCAAGAGGUUGCACAAGGUUCUUGAAUUUGUAAGCACUGUGCAUGAUCUUUGUGCUGUUCUUGGGAUAGAUUUUUCCUCAACUGUUACUGAAGUUCACCCGAGUCUGAAUGACUCGACUGAUUUUCAAUCAAAAAGCAUAACUGAUGAUACACUGAUGAAUCUCGCAAAAACAGUCUUGGCUCUCAAGGAUGAUAAGGAGCAGAGGUUACAAAAGCUUAAAGCCUUAGCAGCUCAGCUAACUGAUCUUUGGAAUUUGAUGGAUACCCCUGAAGAGGAGAGGAGAUUGUUUGAUCAUGUUACUUGCAAAGUAUCAGCUUCAGUGAACGAAGUGAGCGUUCCUGGUGCUCUUGCUCUAGAUCUAAUUGAGCAGGCUGAAGUUGAAGUUGAAAGACUUGAUCAGCUAAAAGCUAGCAGGAUGAAGGAGAUAGCCUUUAAAAAGCAGGCUGUGCUCGAAGAAAUUUUUGCACGUGCUCACAUUGAGAUUAAUACUGAUGCUGCUCGAGAAAAAAUCAUGAUGAUGGUCGACUCUGGUAGUGUUGAACCUGUGGAGCUAUUGGCUGACAUGGAUAACCAGAUUACAAGAGCAAAAGAAGAGGCCCUGAGCAGAAAAGAAAUAUUGGAUAAGGUUGAGAAAUGGAUGUCUGCUUGCGAAGAAGAGAGCUGGCUUGAGGACUAUAAUCGGGAUGAGAAUAGGUACAGUGCGACCAGAGGUGCCCACUUGAACCUAAAGCGGGCUGAAAAGGCAAGGAUAUUUGUCAACAAAAUUCCAGCUCUUGUUGAUGCCCUGGUUAGUAAAACAAGGGCAUGGGAAGAACAACAUGGCACAUCAUUCACUUAUGAUGGUGUUCCCUUGCUUACCAUGCUAGAUGAGUAUAUGAUGCUGAGGCAUGAGAAAGAAGAAGAGAAAAGAAAGUUGAGGGAUCAAAAGAAGGUCCAUGAUCAGACAAGCAAAGAACAAGAAACGGCAGCCACACCAAGUCCAGCUCGGCAACUGGGUACAAAGAAGGUUGUGGGCCCACGAGCAAAUGAGAAUGCCUAUGUAGGUACGAGUAGCAGGAGGCUAUCUUUAAACUCUCAUCAGAAUAGUCCACGGUCAACAACUAAGGAGGGUGGUGUGAAGAGAGAAAUUGCACAGUCAGUUGCUCCUGUGAACUAUGUCGCCAUAUCAAAGGAAGACACAAUCUCUCAUAUUUCUACCUGCGAGUCUACUCCCAACAACACUGCUGUAAUCAUCAGUCAAUAAACAAGAGCUAGAGAGUAGGUGUGUGGGUGUAUAUUGCCGUUACAUCUGUAUCACUGUAUGAGAUCACCUGUAGUUCAGUUGCUGUAGUAGAUAAUAAUAACUGUGAAGUGACUCACUCACUUCAUAAAUAUAGGGAGGCUAUAAGAAGAAAGCAGCCUAUCUCUGUUGUCAUGCUUUUGUGAAGUCUGCUGCUAUUAAGUACCACUGUACAAUCCUCCAAUGGGUUUAAAAGAUCAAUUAAAAAUAAUGCCCGUUUUGGCGUUUAAUGUAGCCAUUAGUUUUUCAGUUUUUUAUUGUGUGAUUUAAUGCCCGUUUUGGCUUUUAAUAAAAGGUGUACUCUAUUCGAA
Molecule: messenger RNA, 2903 nt
Organism: Cuscuta europaea
Lineage: Eukaryota; Viridiplantae; Streptophyta; Magnoliopsida; Solanales; Convolvulaceae
Source: the annotation of a GenBank genome assembly